AUGCGUGCCGCGCUCACCAAGCUCCGCCCCAACCUCGCACGCGGUCGCUUCACGCAACGUCACGCUUCACGAUCGAUGUCGGGCGCCCGCGCCGCGCCCGCGUUCACCUUUAGCGACGAACAGGCGAAAUUUUACGACGACGUGCUCGCUCGAGGGGUGUUUCAAGUCUGGAGUGAAAAACUUUUCGAGGUGAGUCGCCCCGCGCUCGGUGAAUCCGUCCUGGACGUGGCGUGCGGCACCGGCGUGGUCGCUCGGGCGUGCGCGCGCGAGGUCGGGGUCGAGGGAUCGGUGAUGGCGAUGGAUAACUCGAGUGGGAUGCUCGAGCGGGCGCGGGCGAGCGGGACGGGCGGCGCGGCGGCGCGCGUGGAGUUCGUCGAGGGCGACGCGUGCGAGCGCGAUCACGGCGAGCGGACGUUCGAUAGAGCGUAUUGUCAACAAGGGUUGCAGUUCAUGGAGAAUCCCACGCGGGCGAUGGAGUUGAUUCGAAAAGCGUUGAAACCGGGGGGACACUUCACCGCCGCCGUGUGGACGACGGCGCGCGCGGAUUCCAAUCAGAUGAUGUAUCAUCUUGGUGAGGCGCUCCGAGACGUUGGAAAGGAGGAGUGGAUACCGAUAGCGCUCAAGCCCAUGAGUUGGUGCGGGUCUGGCGCCGCCGACGGUGCUGGCUCGACGAAAUUGGAAGACUGUCUCAUCUCAGCCGGUUUCAUCAACCCAGACGUCUCCGUGGAGGACGGCACCUUUGAGUUUCCGAGCCUCGACGUCGCCGUGGACGUCGCCAAGGUCGCCCCGUACGGUGCCGAGCUCGCCGGCGACGCUGAACUCUGGAACGCGUUCUCGAAGAGCUUCAGAAACCGUCUCGCUCCCUUUGUGAACGCCGACGGCGUCGUCUCCGUACCGGCGCGCUCGUUCAUCGCGCACGGCGUCGCUCCUUGGAACGCUCCCUAA
Molecule: messenger RNA, 945 nt
Organism: Ostreococcus tauri
Lineage: Eukaryota; Viridiplantae; Chlorophyta; Mamiellophyceae; Mamiellales; Bathycoccaceae
Product: UbiE/COQ5 methyltransferase
Exons: 1
Coding region: 1-945 (314 amino acids)
Source: RefSeq, a predicted model, not a curated record